AAGAAUUUUCCUUUCGAGGAGGCCUGCCCUCGACAUGCUCACUUUCUGAGAGAUAAACUGCCUGUACACAGUGCCUUAUAAUUUGCUUUUCCAUUCCUUACCGCUUGCAAUCUUUAUUAUUCUCUUUUUAUACCCAAGGUAAGGAGGGGGAGGUUGUGAUUUAAUUCAGCUCACCCAGUAGACUCAGACUGCUGGAGAGACCUCCCCCAACCCCUCACCCUUUCUGGUCCGGAAAGGUAGAACUUACCUACCGCUGCGUCUUCCAAAAUUAAUAUAUUUAACAGUGAAGAGGAAUUGCGAAGUUUGGGAAAUGCAGGAACUGAGGCUUGAGAAUGGGAAAGAUGAGGCUGGUUUGGAGAACCGAGGUUUUCAGGUCAGGGUCAGAUCAUUUGUGAAAUCAUUGAGGAAUGUUUCGAAACUGUCCUCUAGGCUAGGCCAGUUAAUUUACUUGAAUUGACGUUUGCUACCACUACAGAGGCCGGGGGCUACCAAGAAGUAAAAGCCAAUCCCUGCCCUGCAAAAGUUUGUUUGGUUUAAUUUGUAUUUGCAAAUCCUCCAGUCAUCAAAUGAGUUAGUACUGUGCUAGGCGAAUAAAGCGCAUGUGCAGCCCAGCCCUGGUGAGGCUUACAGACUGGUUGGGGAGACAGACAUGAGAAUGGGCAAAUAGACGUGUAAAUAAAUAAGGAAGGGUGUCUACACGGAACUAAAGGACUACAAAAGAAGUGCCCAGACAAGCAUAUCACAGUGAACCAGAAGCCCCCAGUAGACAAAGAGAUGAUCUGUUGAGAAGACUAUUUAUUCUUCCUCUUGAGUGAUCUUUUGGCCGCACUUGGCACUGUCACGUCUCCUUCAUUCUGAAGUUCUCUCCAUGCUUUGAGUUUUCCCUCCUCCAUCUCUUGCUGCUUUCCUUCUGUUUUGCAGGGGUCGCAUCAUCUACCCCUUUGGUGACCCUGGGAGUUCCAUCACGAGCCCCUUCUCACUCCACACAUUCUGCCUUGCUGGUUGCACCCUCUCCCAAGGCCUGAAAAACUCACUAUAUGUGAUGACCAGAUCUCUGCAGCCCAGAUUUCUCUCUGAGGCUUAGACCCAGGUGCCCCCAACCCUGCCCCUUCUCUCCUUUCGGGGUCUUUGCUCACGCUACUUACUCUGGUUAAAUGCUCCCGCCCUCAACCAGCUCAGCUCAUCUGUCUGGCCCAUCUUCCUCUGCCCUCAAAACUGCAGCAGGCUCCAGGUCCCAGUUUAGCUGUCUCUCCCAUAUGCCCCUCAUCUUAACUCUUCUCACCCCACAGUAAUGAUCUGCUUCUUGGCCUCUCUCUCAUCCAGGAACUUGUAAACUCCUUGAGGUCAGAGACUGUCUUUCUGUCACACUUGUGCCUGCUUCCUACCAUGGUGUCUGAUGGUACCUAGCAUGUAUUAGAUUUUCAAUAAAGAUUAAAUGAGUGAAUAGAUGAAGGAGUGCUUAACAGUGUUCAGUGUUGCUGAGAAGUCAACCUGAGGUAAGCACCAAAAACUAUUGGCAUUAGGUACAAGGGGGUCAUCUGUUAACUCUGCAGGAUCAGUUUCAGCUGAGAGCGAUGAUACAGAAACAGACUGGAACAAGCGGGAGGUGAAAGUAGGAAGAGCAAGGCCUGGAAAAGGUGGAAAACGGGGGGCGAUUGAGUGGAGUGGGGUGAAGUUUUGUGUUUCUGCUUUUUCUAUAUGGUGGGAAAUUCCUGAGCGCAUCUAAAGUUUCACGGGACAGAGCUGUCAAGAGGGAGAGUGGAGGAUGCAGAAGACGGGAGCACUGAUGACGUGAGGUCUUAGAGGAAGCAGAGGGAGAUAGGAUUUGAGCACGAGCCCAGAUGCCCGUCCAGCCUCCAAGCAAAGACACAGAGGAGAUGGAAGCAGAGGGCGACUCAGCCGCCGAGAUGAAUGGGGAGGAGGAAGAGAGCGAGGAGGAACGGAGCGGCAGCCAGACCGAGUCCGAGGAGGAGAGCUCAGAGAUGGACGAUGAGGGCUACGAGCGCCGCCGCAGUGAGUGCGUCAGUGAAAUGCUGGACCUGGAGAAGCAGUUCUCGGAGCUGAAGGAGAAGUUGUUCAGGGAACGGCUGAGUCAGCUGCGGGUGCGGCUGGAGGAGGUGGGAGCUGAGAGGGCGCCCGAAUACACAGAGCCUCUCGGGGGGCUGCAGCGGAGCCUCAAGAUCCGCAUUCAGGUGGCAGGGAUUUACAAGGGCUUCUGUCUGGACGUGAUCAGGAACAAGUACGAGUGUGAGCUGCAGGGAGCCAAGCAGCACCUGGAGAGUGAGAAGCUGCUGCUCUACGACACCCUGCAGGGGGAGCUGCAGGAGCGGAUCCAGAGGCUGGAGGAGGACCGCCAGAGCCUGGACAUCAGCUCUGCACCGCCUCUUCUGAGUGUUGGAGCUCCCGGGCCAAGGCCCGUCACCUGCCCCCUCCACCAGGCUUCCUGCUUCCUUGACCCCCAUUGCAGGCCCUUACAUCGUGUAUAUGCUGCAGGAGAUCGACAUCCUGGAGGACUGGACAGCCAUCAAAAAGGCAAGAGCAGCCGUGUCCCCUCAGAAGAGAAAAUCAGAUGGACCUUGACCCUGCUGUUCACAGCCAGGGGGCCCUUGGAGCAGCUGGCAGCAAACCCAGCAUUUGAACUUACCUGCUGCAGAAAGGCAGACUGACAGGCCCCUCAGCGUCUGCCCAGCCAGUCCUGCAGUGCUGCUGUGGCCCUCCCCUCCAGCCGCCACUGGUCUGGACUCCUCUGCCCCUCCUCGGGGCCCUGUUCAACUGUGGCCUGGAGCUGCCUUAGCCAGGCAACACUGUCUCCUCCAUCCCCGGCCAGCCCACCACCUGCCCCCACUGAAGGUCAGCCUUCGCGGUGCCCUCCCUGAUGAAGAUGUGUCUCAUCUUAAGCCAAAGCAACAUCCUUUCUGCUGACCUUGGACCCGGCUCCCUAGUCACCGAGCCAGUGAGCUGGGUCCCACUUCACGGGAACUCUGGGCCAGAAAUGAUAUUUGGGGGACCUUUGUGUCCUGGCUGUUGUUGGAGGUGAGAAGGCAGGCUCCCCAGGUCUUCCUGCUCAAGGCGGUUCCUGGUGUCCGCCUCCCAGAUUUCAGGGACUGGAAUUAAAACCUUUUCUGGGA
Molecule: messenger RNA, 3128 nt
Organism: Delphinapterus leucas (beluga whale)
Lineage: Eukaryota; Metazoa; Chordata; Mammalia; Artiodactyla; Monodontidae
Gene: BRMS1
Product: BRMS1 transcriptional repressor and anoikis regulator
Source: RefSeq, a predicted model, not a curated record